Molecule: messenger RNA, 583 nt
Organism: Hemicordylus capensis (graceful crag lizard)
Lineage: Eukaryota; Metazoa; Chordata; Lepidosauria; Squamata; Cordylidae
Product: adipogenesis regulatory factor-like
Exons: 3
Coding region: 177-431 (84 amino acids)
Source: RefSeq, a predicted model, not a curated record
UUGAAGUCAGGAGUUAGUCACCAAAGAGAGCUUCUCUGGGUCCCAGUUGGGAGGAGUUCUUGCAGUUUAUAAAAGUCAACAGAGCUGGGAACAGUGAAGCAGGAUUGGCUUUCUUUUAGGGAACUGAACAUCCACCUACAGAGGAGUGGAAGAAUAUCAUCCACACAAAAGCAACCAUGUUUAAGCUGAAUCUUGCAGAGGAGGCAAAGAAACUGACAGGGACCACCGCACAAGAUACAGUUAAUUCAGCAAAUCAGGCUGUGCAGCAAGUAGUGGAUCAAGUAACAGAAACUGGUCAGAAAGUACUGGAUGAUGUCUGCAAAACUACUCAAGAUGCAGGUGAGAAGGCUGUGCAGAAUGUAACAAGCCAGGUGUCUGCCUGGGGGAAAAGCUUUGGCCAGAGUGAGGAAAAGAAGAAUGCCUCAACCUAAUUACUCCUAUCUCUUAUGUACCCUUUAAGCACAUUCAAAAAUGCAACAGUGCUCAAGAUCUUUUGCUUACUAGAAAAACUUUAUAUUUGCCAUUAAAAAGUCUAAUAUAUUCUUUAUACCUUAAUUAAGAGUAAACUAUACCCUAAAAGCUU